Molecule: messenger RNA, 2155 nt
Organism: Drosophila sechellia
Lineage: Eukaryota; Metazoa; Arthropoda; Insecta; Diptera; Drosophilidae
Product: sodium/potassium/calcium exchanger 4
Exons: 7
Coding region: 292-1629 (445 amino acids)
Biological process (GO): calcium ion transmembrane transport; intracellular calcium ion homeostasis
Cellular component (GO): plasma membrane
Molecular function (GO): calcium channel activity; calcium, potassium:sodium antiporter activity
Source: RefSeq, a predicted model, not a curated record
AUGCAACAUUAUAUGUUUAGACUAAAUCGGCAAAGGAAUAAAUUCUUAUGUAACGUUUUUUUUUAAAUAUAUACAUCUGGAUUUAAAAUGGCUCCAUCUCCUCCUUGUAAGCAGUUGUAACAUUCAACUAUGAAGGGUAACAAUCGAACCAUUUUAUUAUCAGGCGUAGCCUUGACUAGUUAAUCAAGACACAUGUUUUACUUGUUUGAGCUGUUAUAUACAAAUCAAAAAUAUCUGGAAAAUUUAAAUGUUCAAUGGUAAAUUUGUUCCAUUAGCACUGACUGAAGGAUAAUGUUCUUCGACUGGAGCUCAACUGACUUUAAGCCCAACGAAUGGAAGUAUUACCCGCUUGCAUAUAGACAUGAUAUGAGCUAUGAUAUUGAUGCCCUUAACUGUACUUUGCCGGCCAUCGUGGAGUUCCCUAACCUUAUGCGACAAAAAAGUUGGAUAGCAAUCGUAGUGUCAUCUUUGGUCAGCAUGUACCUUUUUGUCAUCCUAGCGAUUGUGUGUGACGAUUAUCUAGUGCCAGCCAUGGAGCGCCUUUGCUACACCCUGCGCAUGACCUAUGAUGUGGCGGGAGCCACUUUUCUAGCGGCUUCCACAUCGGCACCGGAACUGUUUGUAAACUUUGUGGGAACUUUCGUCACUAAGGGCGACAUCGGACUUGGCACUAUCGUGGGAUCUUCCGUGUUUAAUGUCCUGGUAAUUGCAGGAGUUUGCGGCAUAUUUACUCAACCGACCAAGCUGGAUUGGUGGCCGGUGACCAGAGACACAGCCUGGUACCUCAUAGCCAUAGCGUCGCUCACAUAUGUGUUGUAUGAUUCGUUGGUUACGUGGUAUGAGGCUUUUGCCUUUUUACUACUAUACAUUGCUUAUGUCAUUCAAUUGUCCUUUGACCGUAGGAUCCAAAAUUUGGUUCGACAUGAUCACGCUGAGUCGGAGCUGUUGGACGAAGAUCCGAUGACCCGCGAAGAAGAGCGGCUGAAGGGAUUUCGCGACCACGUGUGUGCGAAACCCCAAACGGAAUCCAAUUUUUGCCAGUGGACAUGGUGGGCCGUCAAAUAUCCGGCAGAAUUGAUGCUUGCCUGCACUGUUCCCAGUGUCAGAUCCAUCUUCUUCCUUUCCAUGAUUUUAGCCGUCCUUUGGAUUUCCUUGAUAUCCUAUCUUCUUGCUUGGUUUCUCACAAUUUUGGGGUACAACCUCAAAAUUCCAGACGCGAUCAUGGGCCUUACUGUAUUGGCCGCCGGCACUAGUGUCCCCGAAGUAGCGUCCUCGUAUAUUGUGUCCAAAAAAGGAUAUGGGUCAAUGGCCAUCUGCAAUGCCAUUGGGUCGAACACAUUCGACAUUUUUGUAUGCCUAGGUCUACCCUGGCUUCUGAAAAUCCUUAUAUACCAGCAAAAGGUCGAGAUCGACUCCACGGCCCUUACCAUCACCACGGCCAUGCUAGUGAUAACUGCCACCGUUCUUUAUUUGGGUCUUCUGGCAAGUAGGUUUGUGAUGGGCAAGAUCGUCGGAUAUCUCAGCAUAAUCUUCUAUGUGCUUUUUCUGAUUAUCGCCUGUACACUAGAGAUAUUAUUGAACAAAGAAAACAUGUGCGACAUCGAGGAUCCAAGUGGAUUUUUUGGAUAAGCAUCUUGUAAAUUUAUAUCGCCCACUCUGACGCUCUAAAACCGCCGAAAGCUUCGCGCCAACAUUUUUGAAAUAUUUUAGGAUGUUUUUUCAUAAAUUUAUUAGUCGUCGAUCUAUCGAUUUGAAAAAAACUUUUUGCCACACCAACUCUAACUCCCUAAAGCCAACAAAGCCUGUUGCUUUACGUAUACCGUAUUGCUAUUAGAGGCAGUAAAUCAAAGAAAUGUUAUAUCAUAAUUGGAAAAUUAUAAUUGGGAAAUGUAACGAGAAAUAAAUAAUUGUACAAAUAAAGUUUUAUAUCGAGUUGUUUUCCAUCAUUUAUCUGGGUGGUUUGGAUAUAAAAAAGUAAUGCAAAAAUUACUUUUUCUGCAUUCCCAAUGUGCCUAGUUUUGUUGUGCAAUUUCAAACGCCGAAGAACAUUUUUUCAUUUUGUUCAAAUGUUACUAUAACAAUUCCACAAUAAUAAAACAAGAGAGAAUGCUAUAGUCGAGUUCCCCGACUGUCAGAUACCCGUUACUCAGCUAGU